AAGGUACGUUUGGAUUGAGUAGUCAAUGCUAACAUUUUGACUUGUGCGGUAAGCUUUUAAUAAUAUUUCUUGUAGCUUUGUUGUGCAAAUAUUAUUAGAUAAAAUAGCUGUGAAAGUAAUUUUAUAUCGCACUGGUAUUUUGAGACUUGACUAAAAGUUACGAGAAAAUAUAUCUGGCAUCAAUUGAACAUGGCAUUUAAGUUCUUGUUAUGUUUAUAUUAUUUGGCCUUGAACUUAAUCAGUUUACGUUUUCAUUUUUGUUGAGAUCUGUGUUAAGUGAACUGUUAAUGUUAAGGCUUAGUUCAUGUUUGUGCAAUUUCUCAGAAACUUCGUGAUGGCAAAAUAAUGUAAUUUUUCGAUGUUGACGGUUUCAUAUCAUUUCAGUGGUUGUUUAGCCGUGUGAAGUGAAUAUCAUAGGUCAACAUAACUCGUGUAAAUGGUUUUUUGUUUAUACGUAUUGGUGAAUCUACUAUACGCACGAAGAUUUCUUUCGUCGCACCCGUGAUGAAGACAAACACCUGAGAUGUGGGCGUUAGGAAUAAUGCAGUGUUGCCAGUGGAUAAUAACAUUUCAAACAUUUAAACAUUUUAAGGCAUUUUUGAUAGUGCUCUCCCUUCUUCUAUUUAUUGGCGAAAGUGCUGUUGAAACGUGCAGUACUGGUUUAACUACGCCUGGCACUAUAGUUCCUGAAAAUGACAUUAAAAUUAAGCAUGGUGACCCCUUAGAAAUGUUCUGUAUUCUGUACGAAAACAAUACGUAUGGUCGAAAUGCAAGCGAUCUUUUUUUCGAAAGAGAUUCAAAAGUGGUUUCGCCUGAAUAUACAAGCAUCAUCAACCGAACCACUCUUCGUUUGUACAUACCUAAACCACCACCUUCUGCCAGUUCGUACCUGUGCAAACUACGCAUGUCAUCAAAAGGAAACAAAAAAGAACCAGAUGUAGCUGUCUGUCUUAAUACAGUGUAUGUUGGACUUCCGCCUCAAGAUGUCAUUAAUUUUACUUGCAUUUCAAACAAUUGGGAGAAUUUAACAUGUUCUUGGACUGUUCCUAAGAAUUAUGUGCCAACCACUUAUCAAGUAUACUGCUACCUUGGUGUUGGAAAACUACGUAGUAGAUGCCCAAAUAAUACUGAUGAAAAAUUUCAGUAUUGUUUUUGGAAUAAGGAAACUAGCCCUCAUUACCGUAGUGUUAAGAAGGAAUAUAUGUUUAGUAUAGAUGCUUCAAAUGAUUUUGGAAACACUACUUUUGAGCAUUCUAUAAAUCAUUGGGCACAUGUUGUUCCAGCUAAACCGAAAGAUUUGAGUGUUAUACAGACUACCAGUUACAGUGCUUUACUCUCUUGGGCAGUAACUCAUCCAAUGGAUAACUUUUUACCGGGCUUAUCAGUAAAAAUAGAAUAUCGUUCACAGUACGAUCCAAAAACUGUUUGGCAGCUUGCAGAUACAACUAACUUUAAAGUAUCUAAGCAUGCACAUUAUAAUUUAACUGGUUUGAAGUAUGCAAACACAGUUUAUGAGGCCCGUGUUUACAUGAAGUCAGCAAUUGCUGUGGAUGAUGCUUAUUGGUCAAAGCCUGCGACUGUGGGAAUCAAAACAAAAGCAACAAUUCCUGGUGCUUCUCCAGAAACAGAUAUUGGAAGCUUUGAGAUCAGUAGCAGAGUGUUAGGUCGUGAGGUUUUUGUUUACUGGCAACACAUAAAUAAUUUUUUGAAGAAUGGCAAUGAUUUCAAGUACGUAAUAACAGAUGUUAGAGAAAAUGGUAUUCAAAAACAGUUGUUUCCUGUUGAAAUGCAAAAUGCAUAUGCAAAAUUUAAAGGGCUAAGCAAAAGUAGUAGCUACAGUUUUACAAUUGUAUCUGCAAAUGCAGUUGGACAUUCACUUGAAUCUUCAAAAGUUUUCAUUCCAAGUGAAGAUGAAAUCCCACCACAACCCAUAUCAUUUGCAAACACCGCUUUUCAAAAUGGAACUUUUGAGUUGUCCUGGAAACCACCUGCUAACAUCUCAGGGAUAAAAGAUUAUACUAUUUUCUGGUGUGAGGAUGAACGUGAUCGUCCAUAUCAGUGCAAAGGUUUUCUAGACUGGAUACAUGUACCCAAAAAUGAAAAUGUCAAGUUAUUGCACGUGCCUAAUAAUAACAACACCUAUCAGUUUGCCAUUUCUGUCAAUAGUGAAAAAGCUAGCAGUGGAAUGGUAUGGGCUUCGUGUACGGUGAUACAUAACCAGAGCAUUAGAAAAAUGAAAGAAGUGAAGAUAAAAAGUGUUAAUGCAACUUUCUUAGAACUAGAAUGGAUCUUGGACUGUUCCGAACAUGUCGGGACGGUGAAAGGAUACCGUAUUUACUAUUGCCCCACGCCAGAGAUGAAGACCAUCGAGUGCAAAGGAGAGGAAAUGAACGAGACGGUAGACGACGGUCCGUGGGCGCAAGGUAAUUACGUGGUGCGAAACUUGAAGCCGUAUACCACGUACAGGGUUUCAGUUGCAGUGAUCAGCAGCAAACUGGUGGAAGGUCCUCGCAGCGAUUACAAAUUCGUCACCACCACGGAAAGUGCCCCACAGCCGGUGGAGAAUUUGUCGGUUUCCAAGAUCACGAACGUUUCCGUGCUGGUGUCGUGGGCGCCGCCGGCAAUCCAAAACGGCAUCAUCAAGCGCUACGAGAUAUCGUACAACGGUCAUUCGAAGACGGUCUAUCCUCCCGCCAACGAGACCACGCUGGAUGGACUGACGCCGUUCACGAACUACUCGGUGAGCGUGACGGCGUGCACGGUGAACUGCUCGUUCGUGGUGAGCGUGCCGGUGCAGACCAGGAUAGGGAGCCCGGGCCGGAUGGAGGCGCCCAAGGUGAGCAUCACCAACACGUCGCAGGCGCGGGUGAGCUGGGAGCCUCCGCUGCUACCCGGGGGGCAGCUCGACAAGUACACGCUGCGGUUGGCGAGCGAGAACGACGCUUCGCCCCCGAGCUACAUGGACACCACCGACACGGAGGUGGAAGUGCAGAUCAGCUGCGCCAACAAGGGCUGGGGACGGAAGUACCUGUUCGCGGUGCGGGCCUCCAACAGGGACGGGGCGGCCUGGUACGCGGGGCCCUGGAGCGCGGACGGCGAGGGCAGCUGCGUCACCACCGAGAUGUCGGAGGCGCUGAUCGUCUUCAUCAGCCUGUGCGGCGUCAUGGCGACGGGGGCGGCCUGCGUCGGGGCCUUCUUCGCCGCCCGCCGGGUGUGGGGCCACUACAACGAGAUGCGGCACGUCAAGGUCACCCUCCCUCCCGGCCUGGCCUCCGUCAACGUCUAUUGCCCCACGAGCUACUCCUACUGAGCGACGUGGCUUGCCAGCGUGUCUUCUCCGGUGUUUUGGUUUUUGCUGUUUGUGCCUGACUUGUUGUGAUAUCGUGUGCGUUGCAGAUGCAGACCGUUGAUAUUUUCCGUAGCUGUGUGUGUGUGGACUAGUUUGCAGUGUUUUGUUUAUGGUGUUGCAAUGCAGAAAAUAAUUUUAACAACUUACACAACUAGAUACACAUCUUGUUUAUGAGGGAUGUAGAGUUGCUGGAGGUUUUGUGUUUUAACUCCUUAUUACUUCACCACCCCUUGGAAAAUGAUUCAGUGCAGUUGUUUUUCAUUGCCCGAGUAUUUAGGAGCCCUUUUAUUUUAAGAUUCUUGGACAUGAGAUUACGUGUAUUUUAUAUUUUAGAAGGACCUACAUAAACAGUUUCUUCGUGAUUAGGCCUAUACUUGUACCUUUUUUAUUAGCUGCUAUGGCAGUGGGCUAGGUUUGUUGCGAGGUGACAUGGGCAGAACAUCAGAUCUACUUGGAGCAACACGGUUGUAUGUUGUUUGCCUUCACUUAGCCACCGUGCGAUACAUUGCGAGAGGUGAUAUUGUUCCGUACCUGCAAAGUUUACAAUAAUGUGUGAACAGAAACUUUUCAAACUGGCGUCCAUAACACAAAGGUUGACCGAGGAUCAAGCCUAAGGGUCUUGACUGAGCAGAGUUCACUAUCGGGAGCUGUAGAAUGCUCAUGGUCACAGGAUGUUACUAAGUCCCAAACAAAAUUUUCUUGUGCACUUGGUGGAUUGUGGUUAUUGAUUGGUGGGUACCUACUUUUUAAUACAGAUUUCAUUUAUGACUUGCUAGGGUGUGUCAUUUGUUGCAUACUUUUAUUGAUAGUAUUAUCCAGCCAAUCUGAACUAUUGAACUCAGCCAUGUCCGUCUACAAUCACCAAAUUUAACUCAAGCCUGCCUUGUGCUAGUUCCAUUCGACAACACGAUUGAACUGAGUUCCAAAAUUUUAACCUCUUAUUGACUGCAAGAUAGCACUCGGCCUAGUGAGGAUUUUUAUGUUCAGAGUAGCUGGAGGAUGCUAUAUAUAUUCUGCAGCGUGGUCAUUUUAUUCAAUGUUUUAUUUUAUGCAGUUUUGAAACCUUACUAGUAAAGACAGUGUUGCCAAAACAAGAAGUGUGUCCACAGUUUCUUGAUCAGACAAACAAAGCCAUUGUCCAAAAGGGUCAUCCACUUUCACAACUCUUAUGGUCACGUAAAUGUCCCAAAAUUAACAGUAUCAAUGCUGGAAGUUAUGAAAAACAGUUCCAGUGUUUACUGCUAAUUAGCAACUUUUUUUUUUGAUGCCUCGUUUCCAGUUUAUAUUUGCUCAUUAAAUAAGAAAAGUUUAAGAGACUAAAGUAUUGUGGAUAUCUUUAUAAAGGUUUCAGCUUACUAACUUAAAAAAAAAAAAUGGUUUGUUCCAGCUAAUAUUAGAUGUAUUAGUGUGUUGUAUUUAAUUUUGCUUAUCAUAUUUAACAAAUUACUUUGGGAUAUCAAACAGCUACAAGAAAAGUAUAUUAAAAAGUCCUGAAAUUGCUUCACCAUGGUAAUUGUUCUCAUUGGGUAUCCAGUUGUAUUUCAACAUAAAAUAUCGAAAUAAAAAAAAGGAAUUGGAUUUGUUUGCGAUAACUGUUGUUUUAAACAGUGUAAGAGCAAGCUGUAAUUAAUUAAUAUUUUCAAAUAAAAAUAUAUGUGAUCUUACCCAAUAUUGGGGUAGUUGCUUGCAUGGUUUCAAAUAUCUUAAUUUUGUUUGCAUUAAAAACAUUUUUGUAAUAAAAUGAUCUUCCUUGUUCUGGUAUCACAUGCAAGUAGCACUGAUGAGUUUUUGUUUUGUUUCCAAGACUAUUGAUCAACUGGAACUGGCUACUGGCAUGGUUGUCAAAGAAUUUUGCAUGACUGUCCGGAUUUGAACCUCUGCCAUAAGAACACAGGAACCAGAAUACUUUUUUUUUUUUUUUUUUGCUUAAGGUGGCAUUCUGAGCGCCGGUUGUAGAAGCUCCAUUUACAAACUGAUCAAAAUUUAUGCUAAGUAUCUGUUUACAAACAGCAUUAAAGAGCCAUUGCACUUUCAAUGGGAGUUUCAUACUUAACACCUCAAGCGGUUGUUUUCACAUACAUUUUUAGGUGUGAAAAAUUUGGUACGCAGUAUUGUAACUAGCUUUACUAACCUUUAGCUUCAAUAUUCUACCAUGACAUUAUGGAAUGACACCAUAAUAGUCGCAUACAAUUGCGUUUGUCAGACGCAAAGAUUACACCAUUUUGGCGGCUUUUUGAUACUGUUACGAUUUACCUGCGGGGGUUCGUAAAGGAUAGCCCAAUUAAAGAUUUUUAUUACACACACAGUUUUAUUUAUUACUACUACUUGCCACUUACAAAUAAUCUUCUAAAUUGGCAGAUAAUUAAUUACAUGUAAAGAAAUGUCAAUUCCCCAGUCACUCGUUUCACACACCUCGCUGGGCCGCACUUCCGGCGCAACUCUCGCCGCAGCACCCCUCGUGGGUCUCCGCCGCGGGACUCCGUCGCCGCACUUCGCCGCCGCCGCCGUCACACCCUUCGCCGAGAUCCCACACGACGACUCGCUCGCCACUUCACUCGGGACUCCGCCGCGCCCGCGACUCUAUCGCCCGGAAACUCCCGACUCCACUGAACUCACUCACUCCCUGCCCUGGAACCUUCGUCCAAGGACUUCGCCACUCUGCCGCACCUGCGGCACUAUCGCCCGGAAACUCCGCCGCGGGAGAACUCCCCACUCAGACUCUCUCUCUGACUCAGACUGACUCGAAGGUCGGCCCAACCUCCUUAAAUAGCCCUUGGGUUCCCAUCCAGAACAAUCGGGCAUGUCUCCGAGAUAUCGCGCGACCUUCGCCAUCGAAAUGUCCAGAAACGUGUCGUGAGUCCUCGAAGGACGCGGUGGCUGCUCAAAGAACGCCGAUAAACGUGUCUGAGUCCUUUUAUUCCGCAGUGCGGCCUCUUUUCAGUAACCCGAUCUGAGGCAGGUGCGCGCUGCGACGGUCAGGAUGUAGCGAGAUAGUAUGACACGAGAUACCAGGGAGAGGAUGCAGGUGGAAGGGGGAGCAGACAGGCCGAACGAGCACAGCAACGCCAAGCACUGCAGCCAAGCGCGAUCGUAACAAUACUUUUGGAUAGCCAUGGGGUGAAAUGAAUUAUUGGUGGCGUAAAGAAUGGAGUUAAUGUUUAGGUUUUUAACAUUUUUUUUGUUAGUGAUGAAAAUCGGAAACAACAGAACAUAGCAUUGUUCUUCAUUUUGGUAUAACGUUUGGUUAUAUAAAGAGGUUAUAUAGAUUAGCUGAAGACUCGUACAGAUAACUAUGCUGGCUGAAUAAAAAUAUUAAGUCUUAUCAGAGAGAACUAGUUAAGGACCUUUUUUUAUGCUGUUUCAUUUAAAUUCUCUCCUGCACAGUUUAUAUAACUUUUCCUUCUUUAACUUAAGUCGUAAAUUUUGAUACAAAACAGUAUGUGCCAUAACAUAAAUGUACACAAAUACUGAAGUGAUGUCAUACAGGUUUUAAUGGUUUCUGUUAUGUUUGGCAACACUGGACUUGAGAUGCAUUAUUAAACUGUUAAUUUUUUUUCAGGUCUUGUUUUCCCAUUUGAAGUUAACAAUUUGCUCAUUUUUAGGGAGUGUUUUUUUCCUGGAGUGACCUUGUAGCAUGUUGCGAGUGUCAGGUGAUGUUUAAUGUGGGUGUACACGAUUAUCUUUUUUAAAAAAAAAUUAUUUGCUAUUUUACUGUGGUGUAUUUUGGAAUCAUGGCACCAUGAAAUGGAACAAAAAUGUUCAGUGGCAAUGAAUCUGUGUCUGCCUAUAGUAACAAAUAUAUUCACCAAAUAAUAUAUGUUUUUAUUAGUAAUUACUAAGACAAAGAUGUUUCUUGAGGUGUAUCCUAUAGAAUUAUUCUGUAAAUAUGUAUGUUGUUAAUAUUUUUUUUUGUUGCUGUUGUUUAGUGUUUAUAGUUGUCCAUACAAACUGUAAUAUUUGCACAAUAUUUUACUGGCUGCUAACAAAGGAAACUAUUCUAUAUGGCUUUGAAUUUUAAUUGUAAUUUGGAAUGUGAGUGUAUAUUGCAAACAUUAUUAAUUUUUAACUUUUUUUACCUAAGUAAAAAAAUUAUUUUUUAUGUAAAUAAUGUUUAGGUGUUUUAUAAAUUAUGGUUUGGUGAUAUAUCUUAAGGGGUGUUGAAAGAAACUGUACUUUUUAAAACUGUUUUAAAUUGAGUUGUUCAAUAGUAAAUUUUGCUUGUAAUUUCAGUUUUUUUGGGAGGUCAAACCAUUUUUUUUUUUCACUGGUAGCUUGUGGCAAGAGUGCACUUUUCAAUAUUGUGUUAAGUGCUGUUAGAUUUAAUGGGAAAAUAAUUACUGCGUGUCAAUUAAAAUAAUUUUGAAAAUUAUACUCUUAUUUCAUUUGUGUCAGGAUUAAGCAAAUCUUAGCUCUUUGCCUUAUUAUUAAUGACACUGUUUCUUGUCUUUGUUUUUAGACCCCAAAAUCCUUGAAUUAUCUUGAACAAUUUAUCUUAAUUUGGGAAUGUGUGACAGGGUAUGACUAUUUUUAUGUUUGUUAUUGGUUUGGUACUAAUAGGUUUACAUCUAUUACAGUUGGGUGGAAAUUACAGAUUAUUUAAUGCGGACGACUGCAAAUUACGUAAUAGUUACACUAAGCUACGAAUAUUGAUUUGAAAAUAAGCCCAAUGCUGGAUCGUACAGUUUAAGUCGUAAAAUGAAAAUAAUAAGUACGUUCCAUCAACCUUUCAGUAAUAUUAAUGGUCAGUAUGCACAUAUGCUGGGCAAGGUAACAUAAUAACAAUCAUGAAUGUAGCAUAGCAAUUACUUUCAGACUAGUGCAUUAGAGGUGAUGAAAUAUCUGUGACCUAUAUUACGAGUUCAUUAUCUUCAUACUCUUAAGAAGCUCAUAUAAUCUGCAAUUCUGAAUUUUACUUCGAAAUCUUUUAAUAAUGUGUUUUACUGUGAUUACUCAUGAGUGUGGUUUCAAUCCCUUACCCACUUCUCACACUGCUUACAUGUUUUGUAAACCAAAUGGAAGUCAAGUAAAAGCUACAGAUUUUUCUGAUGUUGUGUAAAAAUUUAUGUAUCAUCUGAAGUGUUUUUAUCUUAGGUGACUUUUGAUCUUUAUUAUUUUUGACGGCGGAAGGACUACUCCGUAAGCGUGGUCCUUUGUCCUCUAGGUUCUCCUGGCAGUUGGUGUAACUAGUAGACUCUUCAGCGUACAAGCUCAAAGCUGGUGUGUGUUUCAGCUUUGUACUGGUUUUCACGCGUUUUGAAAAUGGUGGCCACUGCAGUUUAGUCCGUGGAUUGGCACAGUAAUUUAACUACACAUUUUUGUUCGUAGUAACUUGGUUUCAUGCUGCAUGUCUGUGAACUUGAAUCAGUAGGUGCACAUUAACCGUAAAAAUUUGUCACACGAGUCGGCAGAUUUGAGUUCCAUAGUUUUUGCCACGUGUGGCCACAGAAUCACUUAACUGUAGUCGAAGGGGAAAUUCAAAUUACUGCAGGAGUAAAGUGUCCAUUUUAAGAGUUUAUAUUGUGCUGUGCCUUCAGGCAGGGUCUCUCUAGCAGGAAAGACUGAUUUGUAUGUAAUUUUUAUCUGGUAUGUACUUUGAACUUAAAAGGAGUUGUCAGAUUAUUAUUUUUUAAGUUGUGAAAUAUGUGUGUGAAAAAGCAACAUGAUUUUUGAAUGUUUUUAUCCUCUAUAGAUUUAUUUUAUUGACUUUAUUUAGUCAUACCAUUUGAUACAAAUAAAGUUAAAUUUAGUUGUACUGAAUAUAUUAAUGUAAUUGCAUAUUUACAAAUUUAUGUAUAGUAAAGAAUUUGUUUAUAAGUUGUUGUAUUAAAAUAUUUUUUUUUGAAA
Messenger RNA from Bacillus rossius redtenbacheri, 9193 nucleotides. RefSeq names its product cytokine receptor (gene dome). The record is from RefSeq and is a predicted model, not a curated record. Gene Ontology annotation, molecular function: cytokine receptor activity; protein binding. Gene Ontology annotation, cellular component: membrane. NCBI's taxonomy places the organism in Eukaryota, Metazoa, Arthropoda, Insecta, Phasmatodea, Bacillidae. The transcript has a single exon. Bases 524 to 3310 code for a protein of 928 amino acids.